Messenger RNA from Paramecium tetraurelia, 954 nucleotides. RefSeq lists its product as uncharacterized. NCBI's taxonomy places the organism in Eukaryota, Ciliophora, Oligohymenophorea, Peniculida, Parameciidae. The transcript is spliced from 2 exons. The record is from RefSeq and is a predicted model, not a curated record.
AUGCAAGAUCAUCUCCAAUAAUCAAAAACUUUGUUCUUGAUGCAUAAAAUAAAGAGUUACAAGUUAAAACCACAACUCUCUAACAACAUAUUCGAAGAACAUAAUCCUUAUUAUGGUCCAUAAUAUGAUAUUAACAAUAAAAUUAUUGCUCGAAGUGUUGUUGGAAAACCUGAUGUUAUUGAAAAAAUUAAAAAGAAAAUUGAAGAAUCCAAACUAUCCAAUUCUCCAAAAAUGAAGAACUCAGUUAUGUACUAAAAAAUGAAACAAUCCUAUUCGAAUCUCUCCAAUAUGAAGAAAUCACAAUCAUCCAAUAAGAUCCCUCUUUUUCAUGAUCCCAUCCCAUCAAAUAUCCUAUCUCGACAAGUUUCUCAUAAUAAGUCUACAAUGGCCACUUUGGUAAAUCAUAAUGCAAAUGUUAAUGUGGAAUAAUAUUUAUAAGAAACAAAGUACAGAAUACAAAGAAAUGAAAUGGAAGAAUUACAAUUAGAGAAGUAAUUGGAUUUAUUUGAAAGAAAUGCAAAUACGAGACAAUAAAGAGUUAUCACUUCAUUCCAAGAACGAGAAUAAUCUUGGGAAUUAGUCAACAUGACUAUCCAAAGCAAGUGUUAGGCAAGAAGCAGAGACAAACUCACUUUAUUGCAGAAGAGUUCAGCUUAUAGACUAAAAAAGUAACUUCUUAACGAAUUGCCGUCUCCACCAAAAAAUUGGUACCAGCAGUUAAGAGGAUCGAGUUACAUGGUGGAAAAGGAAGAAGAUUAAUCUAACAAUUCAUUGAGAGUGACUUUAAACUCAAAGACUUUAUUGUUGAAGCAAGCAGAUCUUGAGAGCAGUCUGAAGGUGAGGGGAGAGAGCAAAUUGAAAAAGGAAUUCGAGAAACCCAAAUGUUCUUUGAUCACUAUGGUUGGGUAAGAUAAGGUAGAAGAAAGUGAGAUCUUGCCAAAACUAAAAUAUUGA